This is a messenger RNA of Anopheles merus, 354 nucleotides long. RefSeq lists its product as uncharacterized. Lineage: Eukaryota; Metazoa; Arthropoda; Insecta; Diptera; Culicidae. Bases 1 to 354 code for a protein of 117 amino acids. The record is from RefSeq and is a predicted model, not a curated record. The transcript has 2 exons.
AUGAACCGUUUGCAGGCAAACGGUUUAAGAAUAGGCAGUCGUGAGUACUGGGUAAAGCUUCGGGCAAUCAUCGCCGAUGCACCUGCGCGCGCAUACAUCAAAGGUGUUAAGGCGUUCAACGCGAUCGAGGGUUGCCAGAAGUGCACCAUACAAACGGAGUAUGACGCCAGAACGCGUCGGCGUUUCUUCCGUUACCGUGCAAUCGCCCGGCCAAGGACGGACAAAGAGUUUUGGGAAGACAAAUACCGGGAGCAUUGCACAAAAACUACGCCACUCUUGAAUCUAAACAAAUGCGACAUGAUUCAGAGCUUUCCGGGUUCCGAGGCGCGGAUAAAGGCGUUUUUGGCAAGCUAA